This is a messenger RNA of Pezoporus occidentalis (night parrot), 1071 nucleotides long. RefSeq names its product Opa interacting protein 5 (gene OIP5). The transcript is spliced from 5 exons. Gene Ontology annotation, cellular component: chromosome, centromeric region; chromatin; nucleus. The coding region runs from base 322 to 1014 and encodes 230 amino acids. Gene Ontology annotation, biological process: CENP-A containing chromatin assembly; chromosome segregation. The record is from RefSeq and is a predicted model, not a curated record. NCBI's taxonomy places the organism in Eukaryota, Metazoa, Chordata, Aves, Psittaciformes, Psittacidae.
CCGCCGUUCGAACUUGCCCUCCGCGCCACGCCAUUGGCUGGGUGAGGCAAAGGGGUUGAGACUAAGGGCAGGGAAGCCGCCAAUAGCGGCUUGGCUAUCGGGGAGCGCUUUGAGUGUUCAAACGCGAUAGGCUCUCCAAGGCGAAAGGAAGCCCCGCCCUCCCCUGCGUGAUUGGGCGACGGCAUGCCCCGGUGCGGCCCGCUUCCCAAUAGUCUCAGGCGAUGAGGAUUGACGCGAGCAUUGGCCAAUGGCAGCGCGGAUCCGUGAAGCGCGCUCCAAUCGGGAAGGCGGGCGAGGUGCUCGAACGCUAGGCGGGAGAAGAUGGCGGUGCGGCGGCAGCUGCAGGAGGUGGUGCGCGACUCGCAGCUCAGCGGUGCCAUCGUGGUGGAGCGGCAGCCGUCGCCCGUAGCAGCCGCUCCGGUCCAGGUGUCGCCGCCUUCCUCGCCGCAGCCCGCGGGGCUGGCGUCGCUACCGCGGCGGCAGGAGCUGCUGCUGGAGCCCUGCGCCGUGUUCCAGUGCCGCGGCUGCUGGGCGGUGCUGAGCGACUCGCUGCAGCUGUGCACGCAUGAGGAGGGGCUGCUCGGCCUCCUCGUCUGCUACAGAGUCACAAAGGACGUGAUCUGGGAGGACUCGCUCACGAUCGGCCUGGAGGGACCCCUGCUCGGGUGUGCUUACAACACACUGACCUGUCAGUCGUGUGGCUUGAUCGUGGGCUUCAUUCUUUAUUCUGCCUCCAGGGAGCUGGCGUAUCUGAGAGGCUUCUUCUGUUUCUUCAAGGACAGCAUCCUCUGUUACCUCUUGAAAUCCCAAAUCGUAGUAGAAGCUUCAAAGAUAAUUUUUCCUCCUGAGACCUUAUGGGAACGACUGCAGAAACUGAAGGAAAAGCUUGUGGAGAGCCACACACGUGUAGAAACACUGACGAAGAUGCUUAAGGAACUGGAGGAAAAAAACAAUGGGCAGAAAGGCAGAGCUCUGCAUCAGAUGCAGCUGGACUGCUGCCAGGAUAUGCAAUAGUCAGGGUCAGCUAAUAAUACACCAUUUCAAGAACUUCUGGAGUUGUUUCUGCAUCUC